Messenger RNA from Otolemur garnettii (small-eared galago), 3558 nucleotides. RefSeq names its product acyl-CoA synthetase short chain family member 1 (gene ACSS1). Bases 79 to 2148 code for a protein of 689 amino acids. The transcript has 14 exons. Lineage: Eukaryota; Metazoa; Chordata; Mammalia; Primates; Galagidae. The record is from RefSeq and is a predicted model, not a curated record. Gene Ontology annotation, cellular component: mitochondrion. Gene Ontology annotation, molecular function: acetyl-CoA synthetase activity; AMP binding.
GGCCCUCAAUACUCUAAGGAGCGCCCCUAGCUCGCAGCACCGCCGGGACGCACAGCCAGCGUUGGGGCGUCGGACUAAAUGGCGGCGCGCAGUCUGGGCCACGGCGUUGGGCGGCUGCUGGGCAGCCUGCGAGGAGUACGCUCCGGGCAGCCGGUGCGGCCACUGCGAGGGGUGAGUGUGCCUCGAGGGGCGGCCUCCGGGCUCUCGGGCAGCGCCCCCGCCGCCGCCGCCGCCGCGCAGCCUGGCUUGUACCCCGCGCUCAGCGCACAGGCGGCCCAGGACCCAGCCGCCUUCUGGGGCCAGCUGGCGCGGGACACUCUCGUGUGGGACACCCCCUACCACACUGUCUGGGACUGCGACUUCAGCAGUGGCAAGAUCGCCUGGUUCCUGGGAGGCCAGUUAAACGUGUCUGUCAACUGCUUGGAUCAGCAUGUCCAGAAGUCCCCUGAGCAUGUGGCUUUGAUCUGGGAGCGAGACGAACCGGGAACCGAAGUGAGGAUCACCUACAGGGAACUGCUGGAGACCACGUGUCGCCUGGCCAACACAUUGAAGAGGCAUGGUAUCCGCAGAGGGGACCGUGUGGCCAUUUACAUGCCUGUGUCCCCACUGGCUGUGGCAUCAAUGCUGGCCUGUGCUAGGAUCGGAGCUGUCCACACAGUUGUCUUUGCUGGCUUCAGUGCUGAGUCCUUGGCUGGCAGGAUCAAUGAUGCUAAGUGCAAGGUGAUCAUCACCUUCAACCAGGGGCUCCGAGGAGGGCGUGUGGUGGAGCUGAAGAGGAUCGUGGAUGAGGCUGUGAAGCAAUGCCCCACAGUCCAGCAUGUCCUAGUGGCUCACAGGACGGACAACAAGGUCCACAUGGGCGACCUGGACAUCCCUCUUGAGCAGGAAAUGGACAAGGAGGCCCCUGUGUGUGCCCCAGAGAGUAUGGGCAGUGAGGAUGUGCUCUUCAUGCUGUACACCUCGGGCAGCACCGGCAUGCCCAAGGGCAUCGUGCACACCCAGGCCGGCUACCUGCUGUACACCGCCCUGACACACAAGUUUGUGUUUGACCACAAGCCAGGCGACAUCUUUGGCUGUGUGGCUGACAUUGGCUGGAUCACAGGACACAGCUAUGUGGUGUACGGACCCCUGUGCAACGGAGCGACCAGUGUUCUUUUUGAGAGUACACCUGUUUAUCCUGAUGCUGGUCGGUAUUGGGAGACAGUGCAGAGGUUAAAGAUCAACCAGUUCUAUGGCGCCCCGACGGCUGUCCGGCUAUUGCUGAAGUACGGAGACACCUGGGUGAAAAAGUAUGAUCGUUCCUCCCUGCGGACCCUGGGGUCAGUGGGAGAGCCCAUCAACUAUGAGGCCUGGGACUGGCUGCAUAGGGUGGUGGGCGACGGCAGAUGCACGAUGGUGGAUACCUGGUGGCAGACAGAAACUGGUGGCAUCUGUAUCGCCCCGCGGCCCUCAGCAGAGGGGGCAGAAAUCCUUCCUGCCAUGGCAAUGAGACCCUUCUUUGGCAUCGUGCCUGUGCUCAUGGAUGAGAAGGGACGUAUCGUGGAGGGCAGCAACGUCUCUGGGGCCCUGUGCAUCUCCCAGGCCUGGCCAGGCAUGGCCAGGACCAUCUAUGGUGAUCACCAGAGAUUCGUGGAUGCCUACUUCAAGGCAUACCCAGGCUACUACUUCACUGGAGACGGGGCUUAUCGAACUGAGAGCGGCUAUUACCAGAUCACGGGGCGGAUGGAUGAUGUCAUCAACAUCAGCGGCCACCGGCUGGGGACUGCAGAGAUCGAGGAUGCCAUGGCUAACCACCCUGCAGUGCCAGAAACUGCUGUCAUUGGCUACCCUCAUGACAUCAAAGGAGAAGCCGCCUUUGCUUUCAUUGUGCUGAAAGAUGACACCAGUGACUCAGACGUGGUGGUGGAGGAGCUCAAGUUGGCAGUGGCCACCAAGAUUGCUAAGUACGCGGUGCCCGACCAGAUCCUGGUGGUAAAACGUCUUCCAAAAACACGGUCUGGGAAAGUCAUGCGGCGGCUCUUGAGGAAGAUAGUCUCCGGUGAAGCUCAGAAUCUGGGGGACACCACCACCCUGGAAGACCCCAGCGUAAUCAGAGAGAUUCUGAGCGCCUACCAGAAGUGCAGGGACAAACAGGCUGAUGCCAAGUAACAGGCUCCAUCCGGCUCGCAGAGACCAGAGCUCUGCCUCGGCCUGUCCCAGAGGGGCCUUGGGGUCGCAUUCAUUUGUGUCCCUGCAGCAGCCCUCACCCAGCACAUAAUCCACAGCACCUGAAUGUGAAAUUGAGCCAAGAGCCCAUUCUCCCUUCGCGGGGACCCAGAAGCACAGCCGUGAAGAGGCACCGUCAGGGAGGGUUAGGGUUUGUUCCACUUGUCCUGAGUUUGGUUCCUGGAAUGAAAAGCCGUCAUCUCCCUCUUCGAACUCUCUUGAGACAGCACAGGAAGAUAGGAAGCCUGCUCAGAUAACUUAGAACUAGAAGCAAUCAUAUUUUUUCCAGAUGUUUCUAGAUGCAAAGGCAGAGAUUUUAUUUUUAUACUUUUAUAUUUUAGAAGCUGAAUGUGAAGAACUCAGUGUAAUGCAUGGACUUACUCGUACAUGCCCUUUGUAACAGAGGAUGAAAAUCUCCUUUUUUGCUUCUACUGUGGGGAAACAUACUUUGAAUUACGGUAGAGUAUUUGGAAAUGUGAACUGGAGAUGUUUGCAUCUGUCUAAACAGCUGUCUUGGGAACCUCCAGGCCUGUGGCUUCCUCUCCUGCUGUCUGUUUCUCCCAAGCCCGGCUUGUGUGUGGUGGGGCUGAUGCUGACUAAUGGGUGGGGUGUACUCACCUUUUAAUUCUGAAACUACUCCACCGUGUUCUGUUUUAUUUUAAGCUGUGAUCUGGAAAGAUUUUUUUCUCUCCUGGAUGCUCCUUGGUAGGCAGUUAAUGCACUGCAAAUAGGUACGGCUGUUCAGAGAAGCCAGUGAAAACUUAGGGGACUUGUUACAAUGCUAACUUGGCUAGAACUGGGUGCUGUGGGCUCUGCUGUGCUUCCUGCAGUUGGGUAGUAAGAAACAUUGAGGUCCACUGGUGAAACUUGGAGCCCUGAACCCCAACUCCUGAUUUUUAAAUGUGCCUUAAAUCCUCUGAACAUGAGCAGGAUGAUGUGAAUCACGAGGCUGCUAAGUGCUUACUUCUCAGCACAUGGGUUGGUGGCAGCCAUAGGAGACGCAGCCCUGGGAGCUGGGUCCCUGAGGCAGGGAGAGGUGCCCUCCUCUUUGCCCUGCAGGUCACCCCACAGGGCCUUGAGGCUAUUGGUGUUUGAGGGCUGUCUGGGUCAGAGCCCACUCUGGGACAGGGCUAUGCUGGCCCCUGGGUGGCCAGGUGAGCACCCCUCUGGUGCCUGGACACAGUGUAGGCUAUAGCACGCACAUGUACUAAGCAGCAAGCGGGCUAUGGUUACUGGCUAGCUGGCUGCAGUAACAGCGCUGAGUGGCUUAGUUUUCCACUGAGACACUCAGGAUGGUGUCCAGGAUCCCAUGAUGGUCUGUAGAGGAGGCCUAAUAAAACUGUAUUUUGUUCA